Messenger RNA from Anopheles aquasalis, 2173 nucleotides. Its product is annotated as histone H4 transcription factor-like. Gene Ontology annotation, biological process: regulation of DNA-templated transcription. The record is from RefSeq and is a predicted model, not a curated record. NCBI's taxonomy places the organism in Eukaryota, Metazoa, Arthropoda, Insecta, Diptera, Culicidae. Gene Ontology annotation, molecular function: RNA polymerase II cis-regulatory region sequence-specific DNA binding; DNA-binding transcription factor activity, RNA polymerase II-specific.
GAGGGCCCGAAAAAUCAUUCGAUGACAGCGCCGCCGUUUGUUUAUGUCCUGUUUUGAGCGCGGAUUUUCCGCCUUCUUCGAUUCGUUUGCAGAUUUUCCUGGGGUUGCUACGAGAGCUGUGAUAAAAUGGGAAAACCAAAUCAAAAACGAAAACAGCGCAAUCGAAGCGAGCAUGAGCAGAACGACGAAAAGAAGAUCAAAACGAUGGAGCAAGAGGCCGAGGAUUGCGAACGGGAGGAAAUCAUUUCCGACGAUGCCGUGAGGGAAGACGAUUCACAGGAGGGAAUUCACCCAAAGGUGCAAUUGUGGAUGCAGGAACAACAACCAUACCUGGAGAGCGGCUACGAUGAGAUCGAAGAGUAUAUUACGGAGGAAAAUGAUGCACCAUCGCAGGUGCUGCCCGAGGACACGGAGAUUUUGCUGCGUGAAAGGCUAAAAAACUAUAGCGAGGAGGAAAAAUGCCAAAGCGUAAAGUACGAGUGUGAGUGGAAAAAGUGCCAGUAUCUGUCCGGGAACGAUCGAAAGUACUUUCUGCACGUCGAACAGCACGCCACGGAAGCGAUUGCCAACGAUGAGGGAAGCUACGGUUGCGCCUGGGAUUUGUGUGACUUUGUCGCAAAAGGCAUGGACGAGUUGAUGGGGCACGUGCACUACCAUGGUUACCACACGAAGCUGAAGGUGCAUGGUGCUAGUUUGACGUUCUUGCUGAAGAUUCCCGCCUGCAGCUACGACAGUCGAACGCGAAAUACGAUCUCAACGCGACCGACAAGCUUCAGCUGUGAGUGGGAUGGUUGCGGACAGCGGUUUAACAAGGCGAUGCACUUCUUUCACCACGUCGAUACACACAUCUUCGAUCUCUUUACUCCCGGCGUGAAAAGUGCCAAAGAGCCACAGCGCUGCCUUUGGCCGGUCUGCAACGAAAGCUUCCGGGAGCGAUGGAAGGCAGUAAGACACAUCAAUGCUCACACUGGUCGGAGAGCACUGGCUUGUUACAACUGCGGCGAAAUGUUUAGAGAGCGCUGCAAGUAUCUGGAUCACUGUCAUCGGCAGAUCGAGCUAGCGGAUCGGAAAUACCAAUGCCCGGAGUGUGACCGGUUUUAUGCUACGCAAAGAUUGCUGAAGGCUCAUCUGGCAAAGCAUACCAAAAGUGCUCAGUGUACACUGUGUCCGCUCAGUUUUCCCUCAAUGGCAACCCUUUCACGGCACAUUCUCACCCGCCAUAUAAAGGACCGUCCUUUCGCGUGCAACCAGUGUAGCUACCGGUCGGUGACCAAGUACGAGCUGGAGAAACAUCACCAAACCCACAGCACGAAAAACGUUUACCGAUGCUCCGAAUUCGGGUGCAACGUGGUGUACAAGAGUGAAUCGUCCAUCAAGCGACACAUCAGCAUGCACUACAACCGGCCGGUCCACUACGAGUGCCAUAUUUGCUCCAAAAGCUACAAGAUCGGGUGGUCGCUCUCGAAGCACUUGGCCACUGUGCAUAAGGUGGAGCGAUUGUAUGGGCACACCCGGUUUCGCUACAAAAUAGACACGGAUGGGGUAUUUCGGAUGGCGAGCUAUAUUGACGAACGCGAUAAAAAGAGUGGCAUGGCAAACGUUUCGCAAGAAUGUGGUUCUACAUCGCCACCUGGCUGCACCGUGGAGGAAGUGUCGCAGGAAACGCAGCGUGAGAAAAAUCCACUUGUUAAUGGUGCCAGUAAACUGGGGAACGUUAAACCUACGAUCAGUACCAUCACACAAAAGGGUAAUACAUUCAUCGUGGAGCUAGCGCUCCAACCGGAUACCGAAGCAGCCGACACUAAUGGGAGCGAGCCCGUGCAAGCGAAUGAACCUCUUUAUGAUACGUUAUCGAAAGAAGAGAAGAACCAGGCGGCAUCGUCGUUAUUAGAGACGGAGAGCAUGAAACAAGAAGACGGCAGUCAAUCCUCCGAGGUGAAGCUGGUACAAGAUUUUACAGUCAUGAGACGCUAUUUGAAGUUCAGCAAAAUGCCUAAAAUAAAUGGUAAAUCCGGCGAUUAGCUUUCUCUUGAGAAUAGUGAGCUUGGUGUUUUGGAUUUUUUGGACGCUUUCCUUCCGUUGCUUUUUGAAAGACCUUCAUCUGAGCUGUCAAAGUGGUAUGUUUUGGUUUGGGCUGGAUUUGUUUCGAACGAGUUUGGUUUUGGUGCUUUAA